GUGAUUGCGACAGCAGCCAAAGACGACAAGAGUUCACCUUCGUGACUGUGCGCCAUGGGAGCAGAGAGCUCAGUGCAGCAGGACGGGAAGAGCCAGGAGGAUGCGUCAGCCUCAGCCUCAGCCUCAGCUUCAGCUUCAGCCUCGGAGGUGAAGGUGCUCCAGGAGGAAGGCAGCGUCCUCGACAGCAAGUCUUUGCAGAAAAAUGGCCAGAUCUCCAGCAUGACCAGCCUGAAUGGACACUCAGAGGACAACACCCUGGCAGAAGUUGGCCAGCCAGAUGGUGUAUCUGUGGCUCAGAAGGAGGAGGCUCCUGAGACUAUGGGCACCAUCCAGGAUGAAGUAGCUCCUCAAGUGAACGGGGAGAAAGUGGAGAAAGAGUCUCCUGAUGCCAAUGACAUCUCCGCUGUGGAGGAGAAGGCAGCGGAGGAGAAACCUGACGAUGCCAGUGAAGUGGGUUUCAAGAAGAUCUUCCGCUUUGUGGGCUUUAAGUUCACUCUGAAGAAGGACAAGAGUGAGGAGAAAGAGCCCGUGAAGCUACUGACAGUCAAAGAUAAAGAAGGAGAGGAGGUUAGUGGGACUGAGGAACCUACAAAGAAGGAGGAGGCUGCUGAGGAGAAGAACACGGCUGAAGAAAAGGAGGCUGACACAGAGGCAGCUACUGCUGAGACAGAAGUCACUAAAGAUGAGACUGACAAAGCUGAAGCCACUGAUGCCCCAGCUGAAGGCACUGCUGCUGAAGCUACUGAUGAAGCAGUAAAGGAGGAAGGAGCUGAGAAGGAAGAAGAGGCCACUCCACCUUCCCAGGAGACCACCCUGUCCCCCUUCAGAAAGCUCUUUAGUGGAGGACUCUUCUCUAACCUACGAAAGAAGGCCAGCAUCAAGAAGACAAAAGAGGAGGAGGACAAGGAGGCAGCUGUCGAGGAGGAGACAGCUAAGACAGAGGAAACUGCUGCUGCAGUGGACGAAAAGGAGGAGAAGGCUGAGGCAGAGCAAGAAACCAAGGAGGAGGCGCCAGCAACUCCUGAGGAAGAGAAAUCAGAGCCCAAGGAGGAGGCACCAGUUGCUCCUGAGGAAGAAAAAUCAGAGACCACACCAGAGCCCAAUGUCACUGUUGAAACCCCUGCUCCUGCGGCAGCUACUACUGAUGAGACCAAACAAGAAGAGGAAAAAGCAGAAGGUGGUGCAGAAGAGGAGAAGGCUCCAGCGGAGGUGACUUCUGAGGCUGAGCUGCUAUCAUCACAGGAGAAGGCAAAGCCCCAGGGAAGCCCCCUGAAGAAGCUCUUCACUGGAGCUGGCUUAAAGAAGCUGUCAACUAAGAAGCAGAAGAACAAGAAAGAUGCCGAGAGCAAACUGACUGAGUCUGGGGAGCAGGCAGCCAAGCAACUGCAGUCCUCCACUGAGUUAACAGAGGCUCCUAAAGCUGACAGUGGGCCCUCAUCUCCAGAGGAAUCAGGAGAGCAUGUUAUUGCUGUGGAGGUCACUCAGAAUGGGUCUAGCCAAGAGACUGAGGGUGAAGUUGCCUCUGAUGGAGAGAAGAAAAAAGAGGGAAUCAUUGCCUGGUCCUCCUUCAAGAAACUAGUUACACCCAAGAAGAUUGUGAAAAGGUCUUCUGAGAGCGAAGAUGAAGCCACAGGUGAAAAACCAGCAAAGCCUCUGCCCUCUUCUGAGAGUGCUGCAUUAGCAGAUAAGAGUGUUGAGGAAGAUGCUGAGGAGGAAAAGCCAACCGAGGAAGAGCCAAAGACUGAAAACACAGAGAAACUGGUCAGCAGCACCGAGGAGCCCAAAAGGAAAAUGGACACCUCUGUCUCCUGGGAGGCCCUAAUGUGUAUGGGUGGACCCAAAAAGAAGACAAGGAGGACCUCUGAUUCCGAUGAUGAUGAGACCAAGAUUGAAGAGGAAGCUGCAGCAGCAGCAGCAGCAUCAGCAUCAGUAGAAGGGGAACAGGAGAGCAAAACUGAGGCUGCCAUUGUCACUUCCCAAAACACAGAGAGUGAGGGAGAAGUUGUUUCCUCCCCUGAACCUUUAAACAGCCCUCCUGAGAGAGAAUCCACCUGGGACACGCUGAAACGCAUGGUUAUGUCAAAGAAUAAGGCCAAAGCUGAGGAAAAGCCAGAGGAGAGUGCAGAGCAGGUCCAGUCAGACAGUGAAGCACCAAAGGAUGAGUCAUCUUUCUCUUUGAGGAAGUUCUUCCCUGGACGCAGGAAGAAGAAGGCUGAAAAACAAGCCUCCACUGAAAUGGGCUCAGGUGAGGAGGACUCUGACACCCCGGCUGUGGUUCCUAUGUCCGAGUAUGACGAGCAAGUUGAGGCCGAACAGGAAGCACCGGCAGAACCAGCUGCAGUCCAGAUUAAAGUGUCCACUGAAGAUAGGUCCCCGUCGUGGAUUCCAGCCACCGUCGAAGACAUUGAUGAUAAAAACAAUCAGUUGAGUGACAUCCCAGAGGAGGCAGAGAAUGCUGCCACGCCUAGGUCUGUUGACACUGACAUUGCAGAGGAUGAAACUGAGGACCAAGCUAUGCUGCCUCCUAAAGCUCCAGGUCGCAUGGGGCGCAGGCUGUCCACAGCUGAAGAGAAGCCUGUCACUCUGGCUCUAGCUGCAGAAACCACCCCUGUUCCUCAAGGACCUAAGUCGGGAACCGCCCAGGAGGUAGUGGGGGCUAUUGAGGCCCAAAUCAGUGAAAUCCUAGCCCAGACAUCUGUGACUGUUGAAGAUGUACAAGUAGAGGUAGCUACUGAAAGUACUGAGUAUGAACCACCAACUGAGACUGCAGAGUCUAAGGAAAAUACCAUUCUGGAGCCACAUGCUCAAGAUGAGGCCAUGGCUAUCUGCACUGGCUUAGGCACCAAGGAGAUUGCCAAAGUAGCUCUGGAGAAGCCUGUGGUCCCCCUUGUAGAGUGUGUGGCUGUGGUCCGUGAUUCUCUGAGCACAGAGGUGGUAAUAGACGAGAAGCCAGCAAGUACAGAGAAAGCCACUCUUGCAGCAGAUGAAGUGAUCAUGGCCCAAGCCCAGGAGGUAGAAACCAUUGACCUUGAACCUGUUGUUGAAAAUUCACAGAGUGAAGCGACAGAUAUUGAAGCUGCCACUGAGAGCUAUGAACCUGAGCUGGAGAAGGUUGGAGUCAUCAACACUGUUCUAGAGGAGACUGAGGUCAUUCAGGCCACCUCCGUGAGCGAGAACUCCCCUAAAUCUGUAGUAGUCAAUCCCAUUACACCAACAUCUGAAAUUCCUGUCUGCACCCAGAGCGUAGAGGUCUCUGAGCCAAUUGUUGAGACCAAGGAAGUGAAAAUCGACACAGAGCAACUUGCUGCCACUGAAGAAAACACACCCAUAAAAGAGGUCGCUCAGGUUAUGACUGAAGAGAUAUCUUCUACUAUUGGUGAAACUGCAAAGAUCACCAUCACAAACGAGACUGAGCCAGUCAUUCCUGUAGUCAUACCAAGUGAGGAGGCUCCUGUUAUCACAGAAACAGUGGUCAUUGUCACCUCACUCAGUACCGAGUCUGACCAAGUGGCAAUCUCAGAUGAGGUGGUCGUGAAAGACGCAGUGGCGUCGGAGGCAGUCUGUGAUAAACCAGUCCAGGUGGAAGAAGCCAAGGAAGAGGGUACGGUUGUGGAAACUGUGGAGGCCACUAUCGUUCAAACAGCAGAGUCAGAGAUCAGUGUAGUCCCCGAGCAGGCCACCGAGAAGAUUGAAGAUAUCAAGGAGGAUGUGCAUCAGGCCAGUGAGAUUGAGGCACAGAGCAGGGUCAUUGCCCAGGCUGUCAUUCAGGAUGCAAUGGAAAAAGUUUCAGAAGACAAGCCUGAACCUAAAAAGCCCGCCAGCCCAACAGCCACCACCCCAACACCAGUCCAGGCAAUAGCAACAACAGAGGAAGAGAUUGAGAUCACACCAGUGGCCCCUGUUAUCACUGAAACCCCUGUCCCUGUCAUCUGUGAAAAACCAGCACCAAAGUCUCCUCAGCCACUUCAUGUUGCCAUGGAGGUUACUGACACCAUCCAAAUAGAGGUGAUAGAGAGCACUGAUGCCUCUGUCGGGGAGGAGGAGAAGAAACCAGAGGAAGAGUUGAGGCAAGCUGUGGAGGUAAAAGUAAGUGAAGAAAUUGUUGUAGUGGAAGAAGUCGUAGAAAUAAAGGCAGAGAGUCAGAUUGGUGAAGAGCUUGAACAGGUCAAGGAGAAACAGAGCAAAGAAGAAGAAGCAGUUCAGGAACCAGAUAUAAAAGAAGCAGCUGAGGAAGUGAAACCACAAUCAGAGGAAACUACACCAGAGGCCCCUUCAGAGGGAGAGAAAGUGCUUGCGAUCCACAUGCCAGUACAGGUGAUCCUGCAGACAGCGGAGGUGGUUGAGGAAUCAGUGGCAGAAGAGGCUGCGGAAGAGUUUGACAGCAACGGUCCCGUGACUGAAGACACCAGCGUAAAAGCCGAGAGCCCCGCAAGUGCAAGCAAACUCUCAACACUGUCAGAAGAAGCUCCAGUGACAGCUUCAGGAGAAGUGUCCGAUCCCAGCAAAGUCACAGAGGCAGCAGCCAGCCAGCCAGAGACAGAGACAGAGAAACCGCCGUCAGGAAAGUGCGCAGAGGUGAUGGCGCAGGUGAUCGAAGUGAUUGAGGAAGCGGUGAAGGAGAUCGAGCCUGUGUCCACAGAGAUCACAGCAGCAUCAUGAGCAGCUGACGAUACAAGACUAAUGCCUGGGAGACACACUGUCUGGACCAGGAAGAGAAAAAGAGAGAGAGAAAGAGAAAGAAGGUGGCUGCUCUGUGGUAACACGCUGAGACUGGGCCCCGCCCAGAGAGACUGAGUGACGGAGUGACACCUCUGCCAUUCUCUCCACCUCCCCUUCCACCUGUACCCCAACCCCAUCCCGCAGCCCUCCCCGUCACAACAACGUGACGACCCCGCCGACACAUCCUCACCCACCCACUGACUCUCUCACGCACACUCACGCAUGUCCUUUGCCUCAGAAGCAUCCCAUCUGGCUUCUUAUCGGUGUGAUGUAUGUUCAAUGUCUCAGUGACUUUCCAUUGCCCUUGCUGCAUAAGGCAAGAGUCUGCAAAACCUGGUCGAGUGUGUAUCUGUGCAUGUGUGUGUGUGUGUGUGUGUGUGUGUGCGCGUGUGUUUGUAUGUGUAUAGUAGCGAGAGUGAGAUGGUGUCAGAAGGUGAAGAGAUGGAGGAUUAUUAUCUUGUAUAUUGUAUUUAUAACUUGAGUAUUCUUUCAUUCACCCCUAAGUCUUUAUUUUUUCAUUUUUUUUGUCCCAUUUUGUUAUUGUAUGGACAUUGUUUCCUGUUCUUAAAAUUCCCAUAUUAAGCUGUGAAACAUUAGGUAUUCUUUUGAGCAACAUUAUGACAGUGACUUUGAAGGGUGAUACAAACAUCCAAAAAAAAUAAGGUUCAGUAAAAUUUACCAAAACAAAUGUGAAACUGCUGCAUAAAAGUGCCUUGUGUGUCACAGCUUUAACUGUCAUAUUCGUAAGAUUAUUUCAAGCAUCUGUAGCAAUUAUAAUUAAACCAUGGUACAAGUGUGAUUCCACUGACAGUAAGUGAUAAGACUGACGGCAGAAAUGAAAACAGGAAGGCAGAGAGUGUGAUAAUACCUACCAGAAAUGCACCACGUGUUUUGACUUUUGUCACAAUGUGUUCUUCACUCUGCACCCCGGCAAAAAUACUUAAUAAGCUUCAUGUAGAUAAGAAACAAACAAUCACUGCCUGAUUCACUGUGAAAAAGACAUUGUUACGCAUUGUUUCACGUAAUAAUACAAUAAAAUAUUAUUAUAACACCCUCA
Messenger RNA from Seriola dumerili (greater amberjack), 5776 nucleotides. RefSeq names its product A-kinase anchoring protein 12 (gene akap12b). Gene Ontology annotation, molecular function: calmodulin binding; protein kinase A binding. Gene Ontology annotation, cellular component: cytoplasm. The coding region runs from base 55 to 4659 and encodes 1534 amino acids. Lineage: Eukaryota; Metazoa; Chordata; Actinopteri; Carangiformes; Carangidae. Gene Ontology annotation, biological process: signal transduction; regulation of protein kinase C signaling. The transcript is spliced from 4 exons. The record is from RefSeq and is a predicted model, not a curated record.